This is a messenger RNA of Antrostomus carolinensis (chuck-will's-widow), 492 nucleotides long. Its product is annotated as pleckstrin homology domain-containing family A member 2. The annotation marks the transcript as partial. The record is from RefSeq and is a predicted model, not a curated record. NCBI's taxonomy places the organism in Eukaryota, Metazoa, Chordata, Aves, Caprimulgiformes, Caprimulgidae. The transcript has 5 exons.
AUGCCGUACCUGGAUCGACAGAACCGAAUCUGCGGGUUCCUGGACAUUGAAGAAAAUGAAACCUGUGGCAAGUUUCUGCGGAGGUAUUUCAUCCUGGACACCCAGGCCAACUGCCUCCUGUGGUACAUGGACAACCCUCAGAACCUGGCUAUUGGUGCGGGGGCUGUCGGAUCCCUGCAGCUGACUUAUAUCUCCAAGGUCAGCAUCGCCACCCCGAAACAGAAACCGAAAACUCCGUUCUGCUUUGUCAUCAAUGCUUUAUCUCAGCGCUAUUUCUUACAAGCCAGCGAUCAGAAGGACCUGCAGGACUGGGUGGAGGCACUGAACCGGGCCAGUAAGAUCACGGUGCCAAAGGGCGGCAGCGUCCCACCAGCCACAGAGAUCACAAAGCCUCCAGUGGUAGCCCAGGCCCAGGAGAGGAAGCCCCAGGUGGCCUACAAAACCGAGAUCAUUGGGGGGGUGGUGGUCCAUACGCCCAUCUCCAUCAACCAG